AUGCGCAGUGCUGGCUGGUCUGAGCCGGACUCGCAGCUCUCCGGGCAGAGCACGGUUUCCCGGAGCCACGGUGGAUCGGUGGCUUCGUUGAUUCGAUUUGGACCUUUUGAGGCCCCGCCAGCUGUGGCCUCCAAGGGGCGGGCUUCGCAGGAGGGGCGUCGUGUGCCAGCCUUCGGAUCGCCCAGCGACUCUUCCUCGCCCACGGGCUCGCCAGGAGGAGCAUCAUCCCCCGGAACUGCGCUCACAGAGCCCCCUGCAGCGGAUCCUGCUGAUGCGCUCACGGCGGUGCCGAUGGCAGAGCCAAAAGCAGAACCGAAAGAGGAUCCGAAAGAGGAGCCCACGCUGAAGGCUGGAAAGGAGGACGAUGGUAGCAAGACGCCAUCCAGCGCAGUGGAAGAGCUUUCGACAGGCACCAGGAAGACGCUCUCCGAGAAGGAUGCGGCUGGCUUUGCCAAGCGUUUGACAGAGUGGGCGAAGGAUCGCGACAAGCGGCGGCACGACCUCCAUGAGCAAGCCCGCAGCCAGGCCGGCUCUGCACCUCUGUGA
This is a messenger RNA of Symbiodinium necroappetens, 546 nucleotides long. NCBI's taxonomy places the organism in Eukaryota, Dinophyceae, Suessiales, Symbiodiniaceae. The record is from the annotation of a GenBank genome assembly.